ACAACCUUCCAUUGUAACGCGACCAUGAGGAUACGAUGUUAAGUGAUGUAAGUGGAUUGUUUGGUUCGAAGUACAUUGAAGGUUUUUGCUCCGAUAUCACUCGUGUGACCCUGGUAAGAUUCAAUUCAAUUCUAAGACAAUAGGAAGCUGCAUACGCUUCAAUAAGAUUGUGAUGUACUCUCUAGGAUCAGGCUCAAUUAUGUGAUGUCAUGAAAAUGUUCCGGUAUACCCAAAGAGAUAAAACAAAGGGCACCAACUCUCUAUGUUGUUUGUGCACAAAUAAAGCUUAGGUUCCUUCCCUUCUAAUAUGAUAAAGACAACUGAGGAGUUAGCGAGGGAGCUUAAGUCAAGCCUCAACAUGACAGCUCAGGAGUACUUCCAAAUGUUGACUCGAAACCUAAGCAGCUUCAAAUGGCGAUCUGUGGCCCUGGACACGUCCGAAGGGCUGCUGUGGGUCAUCCUGACUCCUCUGGUCUACUUCGUACUGGUCGGCGCCCUGAUGACCGCCCUGCUGGUUUACUACUGGCACGCCGAGGGGCGUGCUGAUGUCCCGGCUGCGUCCUGCGCCUCUGCAGCCAAUGGUCAGGCGACAACGGAGCUGAACUUGCCUACGGAGCUGGCUCGUACUUUUUUAAACAUUGACGGAGCCUCGCAGGUUCUAACUCGAUCUUCUAGUAUGUCCAAAGGAUCUGUUCGGUCUUUGGGAACUUUGACCGACCUUGACCUAAGUGUCACUACACCUCGUUCCUUCAACAACGUUGUCAAGUCUGCUAGUUCUGCUGUCCUGCACUGGUCACGGAAGAACGAAAUAGAAAUGGGGGUUAUCUCGGGGUCAGAUGGGCGACCGGAAAGGCUGACUGGAGAUGGUAAACAAGCGGCGGAGAAAUUCCCAGCCGACCCUGGCUCGUGCCGCUCCUCAAACGUGUCUGAUUUCCACAUGAACUAUCCUCCUCUGGCGGCUAAUGAGGUGUACAAGUUGGUCUGGGUGUCGGGCGAUGAAGUUCAGUCUGAUUUUGCCUUGGAUACAUGCAACUCGCUAACCAGUAGUGGUUCUCGCCCUUUUAACCCGGUGGGAUCCACAGGCACACAUAAGCAGACGACCACGAGGGAUCUGAACAGAUCGAAGCAUGUCAGAGAGAAACCCUCGAGGAAAAUGUUCUUGCGCGAGCAUCUGCUGAAAUAUGGCGCCAGGCUAAACAAGACUUCAUGCAAUGCAGACAGUUUGGCGACGAUGACUCGUGAAGAUCAGGCACAGCGCCACUACACCGAUCCGCCAGUGCGGCGUCACGAGAGUGAUCUCAUAUCUCCCAGGGCUAUUUCUGAUGGAUCAUACUUGGAAUAUGCGCACUGUUCUGACCCGGAUGUUCUCAAACUGGGUCAACCAUAUGACACAGCUAACGAUGAAAUAAUCCAAAACGGCAGACGACUAUUUUCAAGACAUUUAGAGCUCGAUCACGAAGCCUACACUAAUGAUGACCUAUAUAGUUCUGGCAAGGGAUCUUCCAACGACUUUUCAUGUGGUCCUGUGGACAUGUCCGACUAUCAGGACCUAGACUACUUCGAUACAUGCGAAGACCAGCUAUAUGCCGAAGAAUCUGAUUGGACAGCUUCAAGUGUUGGCCACCAAAGCUCGCUGUCUGAAGAUUUCGGUGCAGACGACAGUUCAGAACAAAGUCCAGCGUUGAGUCUCCCAAGUAGUAUAUAUAGAUUUCAUGCUAGCAAGAAAGGCGUGCAGUCAACUCCGCAAGCUCAUUACCCAUUCACCGAUACCCAGAGCGUGGCUUCGUUCGCGGGGAGAAGUGUCUGCAGCAAUGAAAUGGAAGAAGCGUCUCUCUAUCCCAACGCUGGCAGCGGAAGCCAGACGGGAACGACGCAGACGUCAAAGGUGAACUCCAUGGCUGACUCGUCUUUUGGCAACAAUACUCACAGUGCAGAAAUUAAACUCCACAAAGAAGAGCCGAAACAAAGCUUCCAGAAUAUAUCUUUACAUAAUCCAUGUUUUCAACACUCUUAUUUCCAGAAGUCAAAACUAAUUAAAACGACCGUCUUGAAAUCUGACUUAGAACAAGCAAACGAUAAAUCGCACUUGACAUUUUCAGAACCGGAAGGGGCGUGUUCGAUCAAAAGAAAAGGAGAAAGAAAGAAAAAACAUAAUCGGUUCUCAUUGGAUAUUCUGAAAUGUGGGCGUGUUACAGUGGAAGAACGUUUGCAAGAAUUUGGAUUUUUGAAAGCUAAGGGACGCAAGUAUUUCAUCAACCCCUCGCCUAGUCGUUUCUCUCGGCGAGGCCUCAACGGCUGCAGAAGUUCUGAUUGUUUUGACAACUCCAAAGACCCCGAGCCUGGGCUCCCUUCAGACGAAGAGAGCUUGACACAUAGGCAGCAGGAAGAGAAGCAUGUCGAAGGAUGUUCAGACUCGUUCUGCUACGGGAGCUACGGAAGUAAAACCUCGGGUCUGAUGGAUGUAGACAAACUCAAGGACAAUAUGCUGCGGGUCAUGAAACGCGACGAAGGCGGCGACAAUAACAACAACAACAUAACGUACAUCCGAGGCACCGCCGUUGAAGGCAGCGACCACAAGUACCACGUUUCGGGCGACUUUCGGGCAUCGAAGAAAAUUUUUGGCGAACGCUUAAGCCUGACCCAACACAAGUGUUCGGUCUUGGUGAAUCACUCGGUCAGUGUUGAGUUGUCGACAGAGGGACACUUGAUUGAGUCAAGUACAAAUGAUACUGAUUAUUUUCAAGGUCAUGAUAGACACACAUUUGACGUGGAUCAUAGUAAAGGCAACAUAGACCUAAGCACCAAGGACUCAUUGCAUGAUAUUUAUGUUUGGCAAGACGAGAAUGGACCUGCAAUGUCUACAACUACGAGACCAGUGGUCAGUUCGAUGUCUAGUCAGAGGUGUACCAUUGACAAAGACAGUGUUCAGCUCUUAUCUCGGACUAGCGACGUAAUCAAACCAAAGUGUAUAGGUCAUCAGUUCGCCAUUGACAGGAACCGAACCCAUGUCGUAUCACGGAUGAGCGAUGAGGUCAACACAACUGCGAAGCUGAGGCAGUUCUGCCUCAACCGUAUGUCCACUCUUGAUCUUAUCAGACUGACUGGUGGUCUGUCGGCGGACAGCGACUCUCAGGGAUCAGACUUCUUUUCAAAGCAGCAUCCAUCCCUGAUGACGCCACCCACGCCUGACACCAAUGAUGAACACAUGUUUACCAUAUCCUCACACCACAAGUACACAUCUACCCCGCUUUAUAGGCAAUAAAGCAUCACCUCAUGUACACAUCUACCCCCCGCUUUAUAGGCAAUAAAGCAGCAUCACAAGUACACAUCUACCCCGCUUUAUAGGCAAUAAAGCAUCACCACAUGUACGCAUGUACUCCGCUUUAUGGGCAGUAAAGCAUCACCUCAUGUACACAUCUACCCCCCGCUUUAUAGGCAAUAAAGCAGCAUCACAAGUACACAUCUACCCCGCUUUAUAGGCAAUAAAGCAUCACCACAUGUACGCAUGUACUCCGCUUUAUGGGCAGUAAAGCAUCACCUCAUGUACACAUCUACCCCCCGCUUUAUAGGCAAUAAGCAUCACCACAUGUACACAUCUACCCCCCGCUUUAUAGGCUAUAAAGCAGCACCACAAGUACACAUCUACCCCGCUUUAUAGGAAAUAAAGCGCUUCGUACACAAACAUACUCUUACAUCGGAAAUAAGUGGAGUUUAAUGAUAUUUAGCUAUUAAUAAACUUAAGAUUGUUGACCAAAAUGAGCAGAUAAAACCCCACAUUGACCACUACGAUGGACUGACUUAGAAGACAAUGAUGACUGACAGUGAGAUUUAGAUUGGCUGACAUUGACUUUGACUGCAAUACUGACAUUGACUUUGACUGCAAUACUGACAUUGACCUUUACGAUGGGCUGACAAAAGCACUAUAAUUGACUUAUAAUAAUAAUCAUGUGGACUACUAGAAAUAAUUGACAUUUUCUAUUACUGACCUUUCAAAUCACCUUUUUUUUACCAUUUUAUAGACCGUCAUUUAACUCUGCAAAGUAUUUUGGUAUUAGACAGUUAUCCGUGUUGUAACGUUAUCUCUAAAAUGUGUCCAUUCCAAUUAUUUUGUAAGCUUAACGUAACCAAGAGCUGACUCUGACAUAUCUCUGACCUCGUUGACCACCUGUGUGUUCAGUUGACCACAAUAAUAUAAACAAUAAAUAGGUAUCUAGUAUAUUAUAUUUACCAGUAGUUUUGUUCGAACGAUGCCUGAACGGAUUGUGUUACUCUUUGUGAGUAUUGACUUGCUUUCAAGAAUUGUUUGGUUUUAAUACAUUGUGUAAAAUGGAACAAGUCUUUUGCCUCUUGUGUGAUUUAAAAGCCUGAAAGAAUUUGUUUAUAUAUUCUGUACACUACGUGUGUCAAACUAUAUAAAUUCGUUUAUUACUUAUGUCAAUAAUAUGUUU
Messenger RNA from Biomphalaria glabrata, 4448 nucleotides. RefSeq lists its product as uncharacterized. The coding region runs from base 308 to 3262 and encodes 984 amino acids. The record is from RefSeq and is a predicted model, not a curated record. The transcript is spliced from 4 exons. NCBI's taxonomy places the organism in Eukaryota, Metazoa, Mollusca, Gastropoda, Planorbidae.